UAUAAAUCACCAAUUAAAAUCUCUUGUAAAUUAUAACGACACCGUUCCAUUUAUCGAGCGAACUCUGUACACCCAUAUAUACACCGUGGAUUAUCAGUUUGGCGGGAGCUUUAAAUUUGGCGCAUAUGUAGAAGAUUGUCGCAUUCGCAACAUGAUCGGCUGCUAUAACACAAUCAAGUACACCGGACUCUUGUCCAAUUUGCUCUAUAUGCUGCUGGCCAUUGGCGUCAUGUUCGCAGCGGGUUUGAGCCUGCAAAUGGCUGAGCCGAAUACGCCAGAGCACACUUACUUUGUGGAGAGCAUUGUGCUGGGGGCAACCAUUUGCGUUAUAGUUAUAUUCGGCUGUUAUGGGCUGGUCUGUAAUCUGCUUAGCGUUAAUAUUAUAUUCACCUGCUUUAUACUGAUCGUGCUUGGUGUAGAGUAUUUGCAGCUGCACAACUAUCAUCCGCAUAUGCGUUACAGUGGAGUCUUGCAGCAGCUGGAUCUAUCGCAAGCCUGGCAUAACUUGGACAUACAUCCGCAGCGAAUGCAACAGUAUGAGCAACAGCAGCAGUGCUGCGGUUACAACAAUGUCAGAGACUACAAGAGAUUGCAAUUGCCCAUACCACAAAGCUGUUAUCAGCAGCCGGGUAAUGCGAAACUCUUCACACGCGGCUGCGAGGCGACACUGAUCCACCGCCAGAACAGCAUUCAGUAUCGCGAUAAGCUGUUUAUGUGGUGCAUUAUUGGCCUUGAGAUAUUCAUACUCGUGCAAACCAUUGUGGUCAGUGUGAUGCUUCACAAGCUGCGCCAGCGGCAGCGACACGCCCGGCAACAGGUGCCGCCAGGGGUGCGUCGCGAGCCGCGCGCCAAUCAUGUGGGCUCGCGGGCACACCUGCUGGAGGACGCCUGAGUAGAGACACAGGCUGUUCAUCACAUGCAAUAAAUCGUUUAUUGUACAAUCAAAUGCAGCAUAUAAAUCGUAGUUUUAGUAGGCAUA
Drosophila grimshawi is the source of this 979-nucleotide messenger RNA. Its product is annotated as protein late bloomer. Lineage: Eukaryota; Metazoa; Arthropoda; Insecta; Diptera; Drosophilidae. The transcript is spliced from 4 exons. The record is from RefSeq and is a predicted model, not a curated record. Gene Ontology annotation, cellular component: membrane. The coding region runs from base 152 to 892 and encodes 246 amino acids.